Sorghum bicolor (sorghum) is the source of this 4596-nucleotide messenger RNA. Its product is annotated as putative pentatricopeptide repeat-containing protein At3g23330. Bases 42 to 1976 code for a protein of 644 amino acids. The transcript is spliced from 2 exons. Gene Ontology annotation, molecular function: RNA binding; zinc ion binding; protein binding. The record is from RefSeq and is a predicted model, not a curated record. Lineage: Eukaryota; Viridiplantae; Streptophyta; Magnoliopsida; Poales; Poaceae. Gene Ontology annotation, biological process: RNA modification.
CCUUCGCAGCCACAGCGAGCCUCUUUCGCCGACUCGCCGUCAUGUCCGUUUCCGAGGCCGUCUACACACCAUGGCCGCCCCCGCUCUCAUGGGCACACCAGAUCCGCAUGGCCGCCGCCCAGGGCCACUUCCGCGACGCUAUCUCCCUCUUCCUCCGGAUGCGCGCCUGCGCCGCGCCACGCUCGUCUGUCCCGGCCUCCCUCCCGGCCGCGCUCAAGUCCUGUGCCGCCCUAGGCCUCAGCGCCCUCGGCGCCUCCCUCCACGCGCUGGCCAUCCGCUCCGGUGCAUUCGCCGACCGCUUCACCGCCAACGCCCUCCUCAACCUCUACUGCAAGCUCCCGUGUUCGUAUCUCCACUCCACUGGUGUGACCAGCGUGGGUGGCACCGGAUCAUCGACCGCAUUGGAGAGCGUGCGCAAGGUGUUCGACGAAAUGAUCGAGAGGGACGUGGUGUCCUGGAACACUCUGGUGCUGGGCUGUGCGGAGGAAGGGAGGCACCAUGAAGCGCUGGUCUUGGUCAGGAAGAUGUGGAGGGAAGGGUUUAGGCCUGACUCGUUCACCUUAUCCAGCGUGCUGCCAAUCUUCGCAGAGUGUGCCGAUGUCAAGAGAGGAUCGGAGGUGCAUGGUUUUGCAGUCAGGAAUGGGUUUGACAACGAUGUAUUUGUUGGCAGUAGCCUGAUUGAUAUGUAUGCGAAUUGCACAAGGACGGAUUACUCUGUCAAAGUGUUUGACAACCUCCCGGUACGAGACCCAAUUCUGUGGAACUCCGUGCUUGCAGGUUGUGCACAAAAUGGUUCAGUUGAGGAGGCUCUUGGAAUAUUCCGUCGGAUGCUGCAGACUGGAGUUAGACCUGUGCCUGUGACUUUCUCGAGCCUCAUACCUGUCUGUGGUAAUUUGGCAUCCUUGCGCUUUGGGAAGCAGCUGCAUGCCUAUGUGAUCCGUGGUGGGUUUGAAGAUAAUGUGUUUAUAUCUAGCUCCCUGAUUGACAUGUACUGCAAAUGUGGGGAGAUUAGCAUUGCUCAUCACAUCUUUGACAGGAUGUGUUCACCAGAUGUUGUAUCAUGGACUGCGAUGAUCAUGGGGUAUGCAUUGCAUGGUCCAGCAAGAGAGGCACUUGUGCUGUUUGAGAGAAUGGAACUGGGAAAUGCAAAGCCUAAUCAUAUCACCUUUCUUGCGGUUCUGACUGCAUGUAGUCAUGCUGGAUUAGUGGAUAAAGGCUGGAAAUAUUUCAAGAGUAUGUCAGAUCAUUAUGGAAUUGUUCCUACCCUAGAGCAUUGUGCAGCGCUUGCUGAUAUCCUUGGUCGUGCAGGAGAGUUAGAUGAAGCAUACAAUUUUAUAUCGAAGAUGCAAAUAAAACCAACUGCGAGUGUCUGGUCCACAUUGUUAAGGGCUUGCAGGGUCCAUAAAAAUACAAUGUUAGCUGAGGAAGUAGCCAAGAAAAUUAUGGAGCUUGAACCUAGGAGCAUUGGAUCUCAUGUAGUCUUGUCAAAUAUGUAUUCAGCUUCUGGGAGAUGGAAUGAAGCAGCACACCUACGAAAAUCUAUGAGAAAAAAGGGUAUGAAGAAGGACCCAGCUUGCAGUUGGAUUGAAGUGAAGAACAAACUGCAUGUCUUUGUAGCUCAUGAUAGGUCCCACCCUUGGUAUGACAGGAUUAUUGAUGCACUGAAUGUUUUCUCAGAGCAGAUGGCACGCGAAGGGCAUGUACCCAAUACAGAGGAUGUUUUCCAGGAUAUUGAAGAAGAGCAGAAGGCAUAUGUGUUAUGUGGUCACAGUGAGAAACUUGCUAUAGUGUUUGGUAUUAUAAGCACACCUGCUGGAACAAGAAUUCGUGUGAUGAAGAAUCUCCGAGUCUGUAUUGAUUGCCACACAGUAACUAAAUUUAUUUCAAAGUUAGCUGAUAGGGAGAUUGUUGUGCGUGAUGCAAACCGUUUCCACCACUUUAAGGAUGGAAAUUGUUCCUGUGGGGACUUUUGGUGAUUGGGUGAUUUGGGAUUAUCAUGUGUUGAAAUAUAGUGAAUUGUCCUCCUUUCCCUUCAGCUUAAGCUUUUGGGUUGACUGGCGGACUAGAGGUCUCGAGUUCGAAUCAUGGAUAGCACAAGUAAAUAAAAAAUAAUUGUUGUGCUCUCUUAUUCCACAUCUGAGGCAUGAGGGGGUGAGGGGGAGUGUUGAGAUAUAAAGUGAACAGUCUGCCUUCCCUAUCAGUUGAAGGUUUGGGUUGAACUGGUUAGUGCUGCAACUCAAUAAUAUGUUUGUGAAAAAAAUAAGUUUCUACUGCACGUGGUCUAUAUUGAUUGUCGGCAGUUGAUGGAAAGGAGUCUUGCUAAUCUAAGUAUUUUCUGUAAUGACGAGGAUAUGAGCUAUUUGUUUGUUUCUGAAAUUUUAGAGGAAUCACAGCUACACGAGAUUGAAGAUUGCCUUUAGUUUAGACAGCCAUGUCAAUUAGUCUAUUUUGAAGAACUGCUGAGAGUGGGACGAAAAAGGAAGUAUUUCUAGAACAUUAGAGCCAUCGAAACACUAUAUUUCUUUAUUCUUUACUCUUUGAAUAUUAUUAGGGUAAACUUACUCUUCUUACUUUCAAUAGCUGCUUUAUCACUUUACAAAAUUCUGCUUGUUGAGUGUGUUGAACUAUUUUUGCUCAUGAAAUUGCAGUUUCAUCUGUUUCAGAUGCCAGUUCUGCAAUCCAUCAACCUACUAGCUACAGUAUGCUCCAUUUCUCACAUUAUGUUUUCAUUGUUGAACCAUGGUCACCUAAUCCCCACCUUGCAUAAAGAAUAAAGAAAGGUAUGGAUGCUCAAAGUGUGUUUAAAUAGUUAAUCAUCCAACCUCAGUGUCCACCUUAACAGUGGUAAACUCUGAAUAAUAGCUGUUACUUCAAUUGCAUUGUGUAGCUGUAUUGAAUGUAGCACCCUGAGUGAGCACCUUGCAGCAAUCAUUUUCUGAAUCAAGAUUUCUCAUGUGCUGUUAUCUCUACUGAUCAAUCUAAUGCAUAUUCUUACAAUCAUUUAUUUUGGGAGUUAAGUAUCUUCCUUUCCUUGUAUGUCUGUCCUGUACUGCUGUCAUCAUAAUGCUCAGUUUCUUCUCAUGGCUGACCAUAUGCUCAUAACCUUUACUAUUCAUCCUGUUUUUGAACCUAUUCAUAUCACCAUUUAGCCUUAGUUAAAGUAGCUAAUAAAUGACAAGUUGUUCAGUAAGGUGAUUAAUCUAUUUUUUGUCCGGUAUACUAAUGUUUUUCAUUCAGUUUCAACUACUUCAUGUAUGCUUUUGCUACCACCUGGAUGUUGUGCCUAACUAUAACAGUGACAUAUUUCCUACUUAAGCAUGACUGUUGAACUAUGUCAGACAUCCUUUGUUGAACAAAUAUAUACAUGUAGCGGGAAAGGAGCUAGAUAUAACAAAAUUUAAGAAAAUGCCAAUAAUGCCUAGAAGGUCAUUUUGUCACUUUUAUUGUCUAUAUUCUAGUUUGUCAACCUUUCUAGUGCUAUUUGAUUGCGAUGACCCCAACAAAAAGAACAACAAAAUCAACAGCUAGAAAACUUGUUUUUGUAAGCCACUUAUAUUGUACCAACAUUCUUUUACUUUCAUGUGAUGUCUAACAUCACAAGUGAAUUUUGUUUGGUCAUGUUUCCUAAAGAUUGUUUUGUUUUUGCAGUAGUGGUCUGCUUGUAGCAUUUUAUGAAUCUAUAGGUUUGGCAUGACAAGUUACAAUUUUUGCCCUUCAGGUAUCAUCCUUAUAUGAAUCACCAGAUUCACAUUUCCAUUAAGAAAUUGUUGAAUCAUUCAUGUAUGGGGAUGGGGCAUAUCAUACAUGGCAUACCUCGGCCCAAAUUUUAUUUUGAUAACUGGAUCUAGAUGAGACCAUCAUAUCACGCACCCACAUCAAUCCCCAUUGCCCUGUACAACUGGAGAACUCAUGGAAACUUGACAUUGGAAAUAGUGUGUGAUGUUAUUUGUUCAAGGGCACUUGGUGCUAGGUUUUCCAAGGUGUGGACUCACACUAGAGUGCAGCUGGUGUGAUCUGCAGUUCUGCACUCAUCAUUGAGCAUGAAUGGCAUGGUUUUGCUAGAAGUUUUUUUCCCCAAGCAAAUGCUUGUUUCGUGUCUUGACAAGGUUUUAAAUAGCGGUCCUGCUUUGUUCGUUUGGCUGAUAAGCCAUGGCAGAAAGUAUUGUUGACUGAUUUCUUGUGAGAGAAAAACAAAGUCUCAUGGCUACGAUGAAGGAUGGACAUUCAUAUUAAUUUAACAAUCAACAAUUCAAUAACGAUUCAAUGGUUCGUCACAUCAUUUAUUAAGUACACCAAAUGAGCAGCUCGUGGUGGAUGCCCAUGAUUCCAGGCAAGUGCAGCACACUCUGGAUUGUGGAGACGACCAUUAUUUUUCUUCAGCAUGGAGCCACCACAGCAAUCUACUGGUUCCCAGUUCGUCCUUUUUUUUUCUUUGUCAUUCGGUUUUCGGUAUACCUUGGUAACAUGACGGAUAACAGGUAUGAUCCGCUGUGUAAAUCUUGUGACAUCAGACUAUCAGAGGCAGGUCUGAAAGGCAUGCAUAGAUAUUAGAAACUACUGCGGUAAUAAUCCAGCGAUCAAGUGUGUGAAUUGCUA